Molecule: messenger RNA, 1793 nt
Organism: Alnus glutinosa
Lineage: Eukaryota; Viridiplantae; Streptophyta; Magnoliopsida; Fagales; Betulaceae
Product: protein DETOXIFICATION 49-like
Exons: 1
Coding region: 84-1706 (540 amino acids)
Biological process (GO): xenobiotic detoxification by transmembrane export across the plasma membrane
Cellular component (GO): membrane
Molecular function (GO): antiporter activity; xenobiotic transmembrane transporter activity
Source: RefSeq, a predicted model, not a curated record
CGCUCAUUCAGAUCAGAUCCCCAAAUCUCUCUCUCUCUCUCUCUCUCUCUCUCUCUCUCUCUGUCUCUUAAAAGUCCAUAACUAUGUGCAAGUUAUCUUCUUCUACAACGUCCUGUGAAUACAAUUCAGACCAACCAAACCUUACCUCAACAAAACUACAGGGGGCGGCCGACAUGUUCUCCCCUUUGAUUUCCAAAGACCCAACACCACCUGAACAUCAUCGAAACCAGAAAACCCAGAAAACCCAUCUCUCUCUUGUUGCCAAAGAAGCCAUAUGCAUAGCCAACAUAGCUCUUCCAAUGGUGCUAACAGGUCUAUUACUGUACCUCCGCUCCAUGAUCUCCAUGCUCUUCCUCGGCCGCCUCGACGAGCUUGCUUUAGCCGGCGGCGCACUCGCAAUCGGAUUCGCUAACAUCACUGGCUAUUCAAUUCUCUCCGGCCUCGCCAUGGGAAUGGAGCCGAUCUGUGGGCAGGCCUUCGGAGCCAAAAGAUUCAAACUUCUCGGCUCUACCAUGCAAAGAACAGUGAUUCUGCUUCUAUUAACUUCAAUUCCCAUAUCAGUUUUGUGGCUAAACAUGAAGAAAAUCCUGCUGUUUUGCGGUCAGAAAGCCGAUAUUGCAACCAAAGCUCAAUCCUACAUUCUCUAUUCUCUCCCGGACCUCAUCGCCCAAUCAUUUUUGCACCCUUUACGAAUCUAUCUACGAUCACAAUCCAUUACUCUGCCUCUGACAUUGUGCGCAGCUUUUUCAAUUCUUCUCCACGUUCCCAUCAAUUACUUUCUUGUUUAUGUCCUCAAGCUCGGAAUCAAAGGCGUUGCUCUAAGCGGCGUCUGGACUAACAUCAAUCUCGUCGGAUCAUUGAUCGUCUAUAUUACAUUCUCCGGAGUGUACGAGAAAACUUGGGGAGGAAUAAUUUCUUUUAAAUCCUUCUUCGAUGGCUGGAAAGAUCUCUUGAAAUUAGCCAUUCCAAGCUGCAUUUCAGUUUGUUUAGAGUGGUGGUGGUAUGAAAUCAUGAUUUUGCUAUGUGGGUUGUUGCUUAAUCCACAAGCAACCGUUGCUUCAAUGGGGAUUUUGAUUCAAACGACGGCGUUGAUCUACAUUUUCCCAUCUUCUCUAAGCUUCGGCGUAUCGACAAGAGUUGGAAACGAACUGGGUGCCAACCAGCCGGACAAGGCAAAACUGGCAGCAACUGUAGGCAUCUCCUUCAGCUUCGUGUUAGGAUUUUCGGCAUUGCUUUUCGCUAUAAUGGUGAGGAAGAUAUGGGCCACCAUGUUCACCCAAGACGCCGAGAUUAUAGCCUUGACGUCGCUGGUUUUGCCCAUUAUCGGACUCUGCGAGCUCGGAAACUGCCCGCAAACAACCGGCUGCGGCGUUUUGAGAGGAACGGCUCGGCCGAAAUUGGGAGCCAACAUCAACCUGAGCUGCUUCUAUCUCGUCGGAAUGCCGGUUGCAGUGUGGCUCAGUUUUUACGCAGGGUUUGAUUUCGUAGGGCUAUGGCUCGGCCUUCUAGCCGCGCAAGGCUCGUGCGUCGUGACCAUGUUGUUCGUUUUGUUUCGAACCGAUUGGCACCGUCAAGCCCAGAGGGCUAAUCAGCUGACUGGAGGUACUUCGACCACCAUUGAUGGUGAUGACAACCGACAAGAUGACAGAUUCGACCAUAAAAUUCCGGAUUUUUCCAGUUCAUUAGAUAAAUUAUCUCCAGUUUGAAUUUUUCGUUAAGAUUAAUUCUAGACUAGAUAUUUGUACAAUAUUAUUUUUUCACAUCCCAACAUUAAACAAAUUAAAUUACUUCAA